ACCGUCAGCUCUUUCUCUCUUCAGUGACUAAACCAGCACACAGUACCUGUUCCAGUGCAAGGCCAGUCUGAGCAGCAGUGCUCCUGCUGUGGGCUGCAGGGAGCACAUCCACCAGGCUCAGCAUCUCCUGAGCUGCCCAAGGACACAUUCAGAGCUCAACACUGACACCAGGUGUCUCUUUCCCUCCAGGAGCUGGCAAGAGGCAGGGGAUGUGUGGGAUCUCAGGACAGUUGGGAUGGUCCAUAGAAAGUCCCAAGUGGAUAGUCCAGCAUGACUUCUUAGAACAUGAGAAUCCAUACCACCUGCUGUUUCUGCUCCAGUGCCUUCUACUGCUCCAGCCAUGGGUCAGUCCUCCUCUUCCUCUUCCACACCCUCUCCUAUAGAGGGUGGUGAUUUGAUCUCCAGCUUUGACAAGUUUUUUAAGGACUUCAAACUAGAAAGUGAAAUGCUCUCUCAGGAAGCCAUCACAUUGAUUCAGUCACACCUGGAGAAGGGGGACCUUCAGAGAGCAGUUUCUGCAAUUAAUGAUGCACUGAGAGACAUUGACAAUGCCCCUCUGAACAUUGCUGUGAUUGGGGAGUCUGGGGCAGGGAAGUCCAGCUUCAUCAAUGCCCUGCUGGGAGUCAAGCAAGAUGAUGAAAACGCUGCCCACACAGGGCCAGUGGAGAUAACCUUGGAGAGAGCCAAAUACGAAUACAAAAAAUUUCCCAAUGUGAUGUUAUGGGACCUGCCUGGCCUGGAAACCACUCUACUUCCACGGCAUGAGUAUUUACAGAAAAUGAAAUUUGGGCAGUAUGAUAUCUUUAUUAUCGUCUCUGCUGUACGCCUCAAAAUGAAUGAUUUGGAUCUGGCUGUAGCAAUUAGGAAAAUGAAGAAGCAUUUCUAUUUUGUCCGAACUAAAGUGGACCUUGAUUUAAAUAAUCUAAGAACCUGUAAACCCAGCACAUUCAAUAGGGAUGAAAUCCUGCAAAGGAUCCGCAAUGACUACGUGACUCAUUUGGAGAAUGUUAAUAUGGGUGACACUCAGAUCUUCUUAGUCUCCAGCCUUGAAUUGUCUGACUAUGAUUUCCAACACCUAGAGACCACGCUUCUGAGGGAGCUCCCAACCCACAAGCACCAAAAGCAGCAUAUCUUCAUGCAAUACUUGUCAACUGUUGCUGAGGCUGCCAUUGACCAGAGGAGGGAUUCCCUGAGACAGAAGGUCUGGUUGGACGCCCUGAAGGCUAGAGUUUUGGCGACCAUACCUUUCAUGAGUUCGAUCAUUGAUAUUGAUGUGGUGAAGCUGGAAGAAACUUUAAGCUUCUACAGGUCUCACUUUGGGCUGGAUGAUGCAUCCCUAGAAAUCAUAGCCAAGCACUUGAACGUGUCAAUAGGGAAACUCAAGACGAACCUCAGGUCUCCCCAUUUGCUAUCAGUUGAGAAGGAUGAGGAGGCAUUAGAGAAAAAAUUGUUGACAUAUGUGGAAAAAUCCAGAGCAGAAUUUAGUGGAGGACUCAUUGCCACUACUAUGUAUGUUCAGAAUAUUUUCUAUUUGAAAAUUUAUUUCCUUGAGUGUGUGGCAAAUGAUGCUAAAGUUCUUCUUAGAGAAGAGAAUUUUAAGGAUGUUGUGGGCUCUGGACAAGCCUCUCUACUUCAGCAUGUCAGGAAUGAUAAUGGGAAAAGUGAAGCAACCAGUUGCUGAUUCUUCUCAGUGUUGUCGUGGUGGCUGGUGCCUGGAACAUUGACUUCAGGCUCCGUUGAAGCAGUCCUGUCCCACUGCCCUCAAGGUGUAUCACAGACAUUUCCAUAAUAUACUCUUGAACAAACUA
Molecule: messenger RNA, 1808 nt
Organism: Enhydra lutris kenyoni (northern sea otter)
Lineage: Eukaryota; Metazoa; Chordata; Mammalia; Carnivora; Mustelidae
Product: T-cell-specific guanine nucleotide triphosphate-binding protein 1-like
Exons: 3
Coding region: 341-1681 (446 amino acids)
Biological process (GO): defense response; cellular response to interferon-beta
Cellular component (GO): endoplasmic reticulum membrane
Molecular function (GO): GTPase activity; GTP binding
Source: RefSeq, a predicted model, not a curated record